Molecule: messenger RNA, 653 nt
Organism: Limulus polyphemus (Atlantic horseshoe crab)
Lineage: Eukaryota; Metazoa; Arthropoda; Merostomata; Xiphosura; Limulidae
Product: large neutral amino acids transporter small subunit 2-like
Exons: 4
Biological process (GO): amino acid transmembrane transport
Cellular component (GO): membrane
Molecular function (GO): L-amino acid transmembrane transporter activity
Source: RefSeq, a predicted model, not a curated record
AAAUCUUCCUCGAGCUAUCUGGAUUGGGAUUCCUCUUGUCACUUUUUUCUACGUGCUGACUAACGUGGCAUACUUUACUGUUGUCUCCCCCUCAGAGAUGGUGGCUUCUCAUGCUGUUGCUGUUACCUUCGCCGAGAGAAUGUUUGGAGCUGUGGCUUGGAUAAUGCCCGUGUGUGUAGGGCUUUCAACAGUCAGCGCUGUGAAUGGCUUGCUCUUUACUUCCGGAAGGAUUUUUCUAGCGGGAGCUCAAGAAGGAUACCUACCGCUAAUUUUUGGAAUGAUUCACUACAAAAGAUGCACGCCAACAUCAUCGUUAAUAUUUACGUGUGGUCUCUCUCUGUUGAUGCUGGCUAGUGGCGACAUCUACCAACUGAUUAAUUACUUUAGUUUCGUCUACUGGCUCGGAGUAGCUGUCACUAUCACCGGUUUGCUGUUCCUGCGGUUUAAGAAGCCCUGUAUGCGAAGACCGGUAAAAGUGACUUUAUUCGUUCCUGUCUUGUUUUUGUUUUGUUGCCUGUUCCUGACAGUCGUUCCUGUCUACGCCCAGCCAACUCAGACAGGAAUCGGGUUGGUGGUGGCCCUCAGCGGAGUACCCGUUUAUUUUGGCGAGAAAAAGUGGAGUAGAAAACCGAAUGCAUGUGGUAGCCGAUUUU